AUGAUCUUCUGGCUCUUACUGAGCUUGUUUUCCUUCGCAAACGGCCAAUACUUUUCUGAAGGUUGGAAGCCUGGACAGGCUUUCACCAACGAGCCUUCGGCACCAGCGCCGACUGGAGCAUCAGGACACGUCGGUGAAGAUACACCAAGUCAGCGAGGCUCAUUACUUGACUCGUCCUCGAUCUCUUCUAUAUUCGCCAAAAUCGGCGUAAAUAUCUCCAGUAUUGCCUCAGCUGCUGGUCUAUCAUCAAAGGCCGCAUAUCCCUGGGAUCCACGAAUACCUCUAAUAACAGACGUGAACUAUGAUAACAUAGUGGUCAAUGAGGAACUCACUCCGGAGGAGGAAGGGAAUAGGACAUGGUUGAUUGUCGUUGCAACUAACCAAGGGGGAGGAAUGUCUCAAUUUGUCGACAAGAUAUUUGACGAGACAUACAACGAAACCCUCAUAGCUGAAGACAUGCCUAACCUACGCUGGGGUCGUAUAGAUUAUCUCAAUGUGACCUAUCUCACAACCAAGUGGGGCGUAUGGCAAGCGCCGACCUUUAUCAUUCUGCAGAACCGUGGACAAACUCUCCGAUUUGUAAAACCUCAUUGGUUACGACUCCGCGAAGGCGCUCUACGUGAAUUCCUCACAGACGGAACUUAUAACGAAGUUCCUCGUUGGGACAGCUCUUUCGCUCCGGGUGGUAGAAAUGAAUACCUCCUUCACUACCUCGGUCUAAUCUUAACAACGAUAUACAAUAUCACAAUCAAAGUCCCGAGAUGGAUUUUGUACAUCUUAUCCGGAAGCGUGGCUUCGUUUAUCAUUCAAUUGCUACAUCGACCGCCGAAGAAGGACAGACUCAAAACCCAGGCAUCUGCGACACAGAAGACGGAGACAGUACACACUCCAGGGACUAGUGCACCUGCGGCUACAGCUGCGUCAGGUUCGACACCUACUCAGAGUAAAGCGAAGCAGCGCAAGUCAAAGAAAUGA
This is a messenger RNA of Lentinula edodes (shiitake mushroom), 975 nucleotides long. RefSeq lists its product as uncharacterized. The record is from RefSeq and is a predicted model, not a curated record. The transcript is spliced from 4 exons. Lineage: Eukaryota; Fungi; Basidiomycota; Agaricomycetes; Agaricales; Omphalotaceae. Gene Ontology annotation, molecular function: hormone activity. Bases 1 to 975 code for a protein of 324 amino acids. Gene Ontology annotation, biological process: multicellular organism development. Gene Ontology annotation, cellular component: extracellular region.